GUGAGAUAAAUGUGAAAAAUUUGCAAAUGUGAAGAAUUUAUAUCAAGGUCUAUCAAUGAUUUUUUAACAGAUAUUUUUGAAAGAUUUUUUCUUAACUCAAUUGUUGUCUCAAACGCAAAUUUCGAUGAAACGCAGUAAGAUGUUUUAAGAUAGGAUGUUAUUUGAUUCUUCAAAGUUAAAAAGCGGAGUUACAUCUUCAGCAGAUUAGUGAAGAGAGAACAUUUGUCAACCUCUUAUUGAAGUUGGAGCAUUAAAAUUAAAUUAAAUCAGGGAUUCUUUUUAAGUUACAGAAAAACCGUCACGAUACUGCCUUAAAGCCAUGGGUUCAACUUAUGAGGAGAUGAUGAAGAACUCAGAAUAUUUACCUUUUCAACUCGGUUACUUAACUGCCGAGAUGAGAGAGAAAGCCAAAAGAGAUCUGAAUGAAAAGGAGGACACGCGUUCUUCGUUCAUUGAAGAACUUCGGGAAUUAAUUCUUAAUGAAAAGAAUCUGAAAUGCCGCACUGAUGACGAGUUCCUCUUGCAGUUUUUGAGAUCUAGAAAAUUCAACGUAAAGAAAUCUUUUGCCUGUCUGAAGAAAUUGUACAACAUUUUUGGUGACUCAUACUCGGACGUCUUUGCCGAUCAUAAUGUCAGCAGCACCAGGGAAGCUCUCCAAAGUGGAUUUGGCUCUCAUCUUCCCUAUAGAGAUGAAGAAGGAACUGCAGUACUGCUAGUUAAAACAAGCAACUGGGACACAAACAAAUAUGACACUAUCGGCAUUUUCAAUUCUAUUACUGCCAUGGUGAUGAAAGCUAUCGAUGACCCUGCAACUCAAGUGUGCGGAGUCCACUUGCUGAUUGAUGUCAGCGGAAUGUCCCUCCAACACGUUCGCUGUCUGACUGCCAGAUACUUGUAUCUGGUUUCUCAAGGAGUGCAGAAUACUAUACCAAUCAGAUAUAAAGCCAUCCACAUUUUCAACGCAUCUGUUGUUUUUCGUUACAUUUGGGCUGUUUUGAAACUUUUCCUGACGGAUAAAAUAAGAAACCGGAUAUAUUUUCAUAACGACAACAAGAGUUUGCAGAAACUUAUUCCUAAAGCCAUCUUACCUACCGAAUACGGAGGAGACAAUACCGAAUUUGAUCCGGCUGUCUGGAGUUCCAGGGAACUUGGAAUGUUUCUGCCCAAAUACCUCAAAAUAAUUAAUCAUUGCAGUAUCAAUAAUUAAAUCAAAGAAUUACAAAUAAAAACCUUAGGUUGAGUAUUAUCGAAAGCAUACUACGAGUGCUAUUCAAUGAAGAAUGAUCUUAGCUUUGUAAAGGUAAUUAAAAAUAUCAAGAAAAGUUCAAUUAAUAUCAUACAUGUAGUGAGAUAAGUGAAGAAUACAUGACGCAGGUGUUACAGUUAUGACGUCACUGCUGUUGUCUUGGCAACCGGCCAAGAACGUAUUGUUUCACUUUCGCCUACUAUAAACAGAUAUGACACAUUACAAAAGCCGAGAAAUUUUGUUUUUUACCGUGAAAUUUACCUUACACAAAUUAUCAACUGAAGACCAUGUGCGAUGUUACAGGAAAGUUAUGGUGAAUCUAUCUUUACUUAUAGCACAUUCAGAAGAUUUUUCAAAGCCAGAUGUUUCGAAAACUGUAUCAGAUUCGAAAAGAAUUUUUUUCUAUUCUACGAUUUCCAGUUGUCAUGAAAUGACCUCUUGAAUCUUCAUUUGAUUAUUUUUCAAUUAUUUAGAGAUAAUAAGAUAAUAUUUUAUUACUAUAAGAUGUAUCGGUUCUAAUCUAAGUUACCUCGAAAAUAUUUCAGAAUUAUUUUCAUUAAUAUACUUAAAAGUUUAAAAAAAAUAUUACUGCUUGUUCGUCAGCAUGUUACUUAAUGCCUUCUUUAUGGUAUUGUGAAAGUAUUGUUGAUCUCUCCCCCCUAAUACUCCAAUAUUUCAUCCCUCCGAAAAUUUAUUCUCAUAUUGAAAUUCUCUUUGUGAAGAACUGCCUCUCAUUAAGUAUUAUUAUUUAAAUCUUUUCUCUUAUCUUAUGGAAGCCUAAACGUCAUUCUAAAUUUAUUUAAUUCUCAUUCAGUGGUCCAAAGUUUUAUUGAAUCAGUUAAACAUAAUUGAUAACUUUCCUCCUGUUGCCAUUCCUUAUAACUGAAUAUCCAUGAAUGUGAUUUCAGUGUGUUUGGAUAAACUGAUAUACUUAAGUAGUAUCGAGUUUUCAUUUCAAGAAUUGAAAAUCCAUGCAACAAUAUUCUGGUUUUGAACCGAAUUUAUAUUCUUUGAACGAAACUCUUUUUUUAUGGUCCAAAGAUAUGUAGAAAUGAAUUCUGCAGCUUGACAGGAAUGAUCUUAAAAUUUUUUAAAACAAAUUUUCCAAGAGGCAUGUUAAAUUUUCUUUCUGAUUCAAAAAUAUUCGAAAAAGAUCCAUACAAAGCAUUUUACAAUAUUGUAAAAAUGAUAUUUGGGAAUAUAUUUCUAAUUUAAACCAAUAAAAUAUCUAUCUGUUUGUGGCUACCUAAUUUUUAGAGCUGUGAGAUUUUACCAUCUUUAGCAUUACCAUCCCAAUGUUUUAAGAUAGUCCAUAAUCACGUGAUACACCUUAAAUGCACUGUGGCAUCACGCACUGUGCGGCAUGAACCGAUAGGAUUUGCCAUUAGCGUAGUAGUACAUAUUCUAGUUGAAUGUUAAGUGGCAACUGUUAUGAGCAACUGAUCUACAUAGGGGAUUAGGCCCUCUUAUCUUUCUCGACUCGGCAUUUUUAUCCAAAUUGUGGACAAACUUAAGAAAAUAAUCGAAGAAAUAAUCGAACUUAAUAUUCUGUUUUGUUCAUUAUCGAAGUUUACAUAAAUAUGAUUACCUUAAUGAUUGAAUUUAAAAAGAAUAAGGAACAUUUUUAUUUCUCAUGGUGGUGUUUCCAAAUAAUAUUUUAUUGACUUUGAAUUAUUAUAUUUUAUAUAUAUUAUAUUAUUUAUAUUAUUAUUUUAUGUAUAAUUAUAUUUUUUUUAAAUCAUUUAUUUAUUGAAAAGAAAUCAACAAAUUUGGAAUAGUGGCUCUAUAUUUGCCGCUUAUGGAAAAUGUACUUCAU
Molecule: messenger RNA, 3062 nt
Organism: Argiope bruennichi
Lineage: Eukaryota; Metazoa; Arthropoda; Arachnida; Araneae; Araneidae
Product: clavesin-2-like
Exons: 6
Coding region: 320-1207 (295 amino acids)
Cellular component (GO): membrane
Molecular function (GO): phosphatidylinositol bisphosphate binding
Source: RefSeq, a predicted model, not a curated record